AUGUGCUGCGUGAGCGGGGCGGCGGGCCGCGCCCGGGCCGGUCGGGAUGAAGCGCGGAGCGCGGACGGCAGCAAACUGCCCCCGGCGGGACCGCUAUCAAGCAGGAACCGCAUCACCGAGGGGCAUCUACGGCAGUACGAGCGGCGCGGGGACAGCGGCCCUGUCACCCCCCCGCACAACUUCCCUCACAGCGGCCCCGCCACCGCCGCGGGCCCCCCCGCGGGCUUUCGGGCCGGGGGAGCUGCUGGCCAAGGUGCUGCCGGGGGGAGAGAAAGCCGCCUGGGGGGUUCGCGCCACGGCGGCGGGAGGCCUUCGCCCACCACAAUGCUGAUUGCUGAUUAUAUCCCUGUGCUUCAGCUUCCAGAACUGCUUACUUUCCUGUACCUGAAGUUCCUGGUGGUGUGGGCACUUGUGCUGUUGGCAGAUUUUGUCCUGGAGUUCAGAUUUGAGUAUCUGUGGCCAUUCUGGCUCUUCAUCAGGAGUGUUUACGAUUCCUUCAGAUACCAGGGUUUGGCCUUCUCAGUAUUUUUUGUUUGUGUAGCAUUCACAUCAAAUAUAAUCUGUCUGCUCUUCAUACCAAUCCAGUGGCUGUUUUUUGCUGCCAGCACCUAUGUUUGGGUACAGUAUGUCUGGCACACAGAGAGGGGGGUGUGCUUACCAACAGUAUCACUGUGGAUACUUUUUGUUUAUAUUGAAGCAGCCAUUAGAUUUAAAGAUUUAAAAAAUUUCCACGUAGACCUUUGUCGUCCAUUUGCAGCACACUGUAUUGGCUACCCUGUUGUGACUUUGGGCUUUGGCUUUAAAAGUUACGUCAGCUACAAAAUGCGUUUAAGAAAACAGAAAGAAGUGCAGAAGGAGAACGAGUUCUACAUGCAGCUCCUGCAGCAAGCACUGCCCCCAGAGCAGCAGAUGCUGCAAAGGCAAGAGAGGGAGGCAGAGGAAGCAGCCAAAGGAUUAUCCGAUAUGGAUUCCUCAAUACUUCUGCAGCACAAUGGAGGCAUUCCAGCCAAUAAAAAAAUAUCUGCAACGUUGCCAGAGCUAGAAUAUAGAGAAAAAGGGAAAGAAAAGGACAAGGAUGCGAAGAAACACAACCUUGGAAUAAAUAACAAUAUUUUGCAACCUGUAGACUCUAAAAUACAAGAAAUUGAAUAUAUGGAAAACCAUAUCAAUAGUAAAAGAUUAAAUAAUGAUCUUGUAGGAAGUACAGAAAACCUCUUAAAAGAGGACUCAUGCACUGCCUCGUCCAAAAAUUACAAAAAUGUCAGUGGAGUUGUGAACUCCUCACCUCGCAGUCACAGUGCAACUAAUGGGAGCAUCCCCUCCUCAUCCACUAAAAAUGAGAAAAAACAGAAAUGUGCCAGCAAGAGCCCGAGCACACAUAAGGACUUAAUGGAAAAUUGUAUUCCUAAUAACCAGCUAAGCAAACCAGAUGCACUGGUAAGGUUGGAACAAGACAUCAAGAAGCUAAAGGCUGACCUGCAGGCCAGCAGGCAGGUCGAGCAGGAGCUGCGCAGUCAGAUCAGUUCCCUGACCAACACAGAGCGGGGGAUCCGCUCGGAAAUGGGGCAGCUCCGGCAGGAAAACGAGCUCCUGCAGAACAAAUUGCACAACGCUGUACAAAUGAAACAAAAAGACAAACAAAUGAUCAGCCAGUUGGAGAAGAAACUAAAGGCAGAGCAGGAGGCACGAACCUUUGUAGAAAAGCAAUUAAUGGAAGAGAAGAAAAGGAAGAAGUUGGAAGAAGCAACUGCUGCACGAGCUGUGGCCUUUGCUGCUGCCACGAGGGGAGAGUGCACUGAAACUCUACGGAAUCGCAUCCGGGAGCUGGAGACAGAGUGCAAGAAGUUAACAAUUGACAUAAAGCUGAAAGAAGAUCAGAUAAGAGAGCUAGAAAUGAAAGUUCAGGAGCUGAGGAAGUACAAGGAAAACGAGAAGGAUACGGAGGUGUUAAUGUCAGCACUUUCAGCCAUGCAGGAUAAAACACAGCACUUAGAGAACAGCCUGAGUGCAGAGACCAGGAUCAAGCUGGAUCUGUUCUCUGCAUUAGGAGAUGCAAAAAGGCAGCUUGAGAUUGCCCAAGGGCAAAUCAUUCAGAAAGAUCAGGAAAUCAAGGACCUAAAACAGAAGAUUGCAGAAGUUAUGGCAGUAAUGCCCAGCAUAACAUACACUGCAGCCACCAGCACUCUGAGUCCUGUUUCCCCACAUUACUCUUCCAAAUUUGUGGAGACCAGCCCUUCUGGACUCGAUCCCAAUGCCUCUGUUUAUCAGCCCUUGAAGAAAUGAAUGCCAAUUUUUCUUUUUUGCCCAGUAAUUUUUUUGUCAUGCUGAAGGCAUCACACAGGAGUGUCUCUUGCAGUCAAGAUGAAAUUGUAUUGUGUGAGACUGUAUUUGUUGUCAUUUAAAACAGGAUAAAAGAACAUCUGGAUUGACUAGAACUGCCCAUCAGUUUUUCUUGUAAAUUUUUAGAAAACCUCACAGAACUUUGCAAUUUAUUUUCCUUGGCCAAUGCAUUAAAAACAAUUCUUGGUUUUCAAGUAGCCAAUUUUGCCUUUUUAUGUACUCUUGCAUGGUUUCCUCUUGAAAAAAAUACAGGGCUUUGCUUGAUUUUG
Molecule: messenger RNA, 2609 nt
Organism: Manacus vitellinus (golden-collared manakin)
Lineage: Eukaryota; Metazoa; Chordata; Aves; Passeriformes; Pipridae
Gene: MACO1
Product: macoilin 1
Exons: 12
Coding region: 1-2283 (760 amino acids)
Biological process (GO): neuronal signal transduction
Cellular component (GO): rough endoplasmic reticulum membrane
Source: RefSeq, a predicted model, not a curated record